This is a messenger RNA of Annulohypoxylon maeteangense, 2278 nucleotides long. Its product is annotated as S-adenosyl-L-methionine-dependent methyltransferase. Lineage: Eukaryota; Fungi; Ascomycota; Sordariomycetes; Xylariales; Hypoxylaceae. Gene Ontology annotation, molecular function: mitochondrial transcription factor activity. The transcript has a single exon. Gene Ontology annotation, cellular component: mitochondrial matrix; mitochondrial DNA-directed RNA polymerase complex. Gene Ontology annotation, biological process: transcription initiation at mitochondrial promoter. The record is from RefSeq and is a predicted model, not a curated record. Bases 159 to 1964 code for a protein of 601 amino acids.
CUUCACUAUUUCGUCGAUUCCGCAAAUUUUAGCGGUCGUAGAAGGCAGAAAAUGGAAAAAUUCAAGAUGCAAGAGAUCCAUCACCGAUACGAUACAACACACGUGUGUAUUUAAGAUCCGGAACUACGCGACACUCUGGCCGCUUGGUGCUCUUUCAUAUGUCUAGUGUCCGUUGCAAUGUACGGAAUCUCUUCGCUCCUCGUCUCCCUUCCCUACGUCGGCCCUUGAUCGCCCCCUCGACAAGGCGUGCCGCUUCCUCAAACUCUCUUGACAAAUCGCAAUUGGAAGCGUCGGGACCGGUAGCCGAGCAGCUUUCUGCCACGGGAUUGUGGAUACCCCGGAGAGGGAGGAGGAGUGCGAAGGAACCCAAGGGCGAUAAGACGAGAGUCAACGUCGUCAGCGAAAAGUUAUGCGACGACGUCCUCUCCUAUAUCGGCCCUUCUCUGGUUCGGCAUAAAGGAUGCGAUCUCAUCGAUAUCUAUCCCGGCGCGGGGCUUUGGAGCCAGAAGCUUCACCACUUUCUAAAACCCCGGUCGCAUAUCUUGAUGGAACCGGAUGCUCAGCUAUACGAGCCUUUCCUGAAGCCUCUGCUCAGCCGCCAUAACACGACUCUCGUUCCCGCUUCCGGCCUCGUCUGGAGGGAGCUUUCCCAGAUCUUGACCCCCGACUACUUGCCUCGCCAGACGGUCGCCACCCCGCCUCGGCAAACCCACCGCAACAACAAACUGCUAGUCACCGCGAACAUCGCCUUCCACCCGAAGAAGAGAUUUCUCGGCUUCGGAUCCAUGGCCAACCUAGUCUUGUACCAGUUCAUCGACGCCAUCCGCACCAGCGAUCUGUUUCAGCGGUACGGGCUUGUUCGGAUGCUGAUAUGGACUAGGUAUGACGACAAGGCUGGUCUGCUUCCUAAGGUGCUGCAGAGGCGCAGGAAGUUGGCGGUCGAUACCGAGCUCUCCUGCGAAUGGGUGAACGAGGUGUGCGGGCGCAACGACCCCGACUUCCUCUGGUACGCUCGCGACGACGUUAUCAAUUUAAGCAGCGACCUGGCUACGCUGAGGAGGAUGCGACAAGCCAAGAUAAAGAUGCCCGAAGGGAGAGAACCCGACUCCUUGAAAGCGGCUAAGAAAGCUCCGUGGCAGAAGAACCACGAACCUGGACGUGUGAUGCCUUCCUUCAAGAGACCCUAUCAAGAAGAGCUGCGGGAGCUCGAAGCGGAGUACAAGAAGAACGGCUUCGAAAAGGGCUCGGAAAAGUUUCAGAAGAUGAAGAAGCUCCAAUGGAGGACCAACGCGAACAAGAACAGAUACGGCGAGAUGCUAACUCUGAUAGAAGAUUUAGAUAACAUUACGGCCCUUCGUAAAUCGGGAAAGGCGUCUACGGAGGAGAUUGAGAGGCUCGAGGCGGAAUGGACGGAGAACUUGCGAGCCCGCUCUCAAGGUUUCGUCGACGAGCUCAUCACCCAUAAGGAUAACCUUCAUUAUUAUCGGCAAGACCCCCCGCUGCUCAACUGGGAUCGUCGCCCGUACGAUAGCAUGGUUGUGCAGCCCGAAGAAUUCUUCCCCAACAUGGAAUGCAGCCUCCUCGACAUCCAACCGAAAGCGAUGCACCCACUCGUUCGUCAGACGGGUCCCGAUACGGAUCGUGCGGGCGAUUGCUUCCAGCUGAUACUGUCCUCGUUGAUGACCCAGAGUACUAUACCGGUGAGCCAAGCUCUGGAUUCCCUGAUGCCGGGAUCUGCGGACUACAUUAUGCCUCGUUGGAAGAGCGCCAGGGACUUGAAUCGCGGGGGUGUGCUUGCCAACUCGCCAUAUUCGGUGCUGACGCCGAGGAUGUUAAACUCGAAACAGUGGGAAGAGCUUCUCGAGCUUUGGAUGGAAUGGCCAUUCCGCCCCAAGUUUCACGAACUUGUCGCUCGUACCCAAGAUGAGGAGCUAGACGAAGAUAGUAUUCUUUCCAACGACUAAGAAUAGGAGAAGCCGAAUUGCGGCUAUACGAGCGAAAAGCAGAACAGUUAUUCCAAAAAAAAAAAUACUACUUCAUGAAACACAGUAUAAUGAACGUUCUCAUAGGUCACAUCUGGUCAUAUUAUCUAAUGUGUCAUUUGGCGAGUCGGUGUCGAACAACAGCCUACCGCUAUAUCUACCUGAGCUACCUACGCGAGAUACCUACCUACUAUCAAGGUAAGUAGGUACCAUGUAACCCUAUAAUUGGCGAGCGAUAGUUAAUAAACUAUCGGUCACUUAUGAAUUCCCAACUUUAAUAUACAUACAUGCCUAUA